Molecule: messenger RNA, 272 nt
Organism: Cantharellus anzutake
Lineage: Eukaryota; Fungi; Basidiomycota; Agaricomycetes; Cantharellales; Hydnaceae
Exons: 1
Coding region: 26-241 (71 amino acids)
Source: RefSeq, a predicted model, not a curated record
GUGCGUGCGCGUCGACGAAACAAGGAUGGGGACAAAAGAAGAUUUCCCCACUUCCGUAACGCGCGACUUCCUCUCUCCCCUCUCUGACCCUCGCGCGCCUGAUUCAUUAUAUAUCCAUGCAAUCAUCCCGGCGCAAGUACUGUCGGUACGGCGAUUUCCGGGGGGGGGGGGACACGCAAUCGGUCGAGUUCGUGCCAUCAUACGUUUGUUUCUUGGCUGCUUGCGUCUCGUGAACAAUUAGUACUGGGUCGGUCCGGAAGAGAGGCUUUUUU